AUGAACCAACAGAGCAACUUGACAAACCAAAACCGAGAUUCUCAGAAAGAGAUCAAGAUCGUGAAAGAGACCAACUACUCUUAUCAAGUGAACCCAGUUGAGAAGAUGAUAACACAAAGAAAAGUAAAAAGCAGAAAAGGCGAGGGAAGAAUUCAAUUAGCCAAGCGGGUCAAUCGGAAAACCAACAAUGUCGAAAUGAAAUUCGAAGUUAGUGACAAACGAAAGAAACAGAUGCGGUAG
Molecule: messenger RNA, 240 nt
Organism: Oikopleura dioica
Lineage: Eukaryota; Metazoa; Chordata; Appendicularia; Copelata; Oikopleuridae
Source: the annotation of a GenBank genome assembly